AUGGCUGAUGCGGGGGACCGUAUGUUCUGCCAUGCCUGUGGCGGGGUCUGGCUGAAAGACGCUGCCAACGGACUCAACUGUCCUCAUUGUCAAUCCGAUUUUACAGAGAUCAUCGAAAUCCCGCCCGAUACAGAAGAACCCUCCCCGCGCCCGUCCCAGGACUCAGCGCUUCACGAUGGCCACGCACAACCCCAGGUGAACCCUUGGGCCGAUCAUAAUCCGUGGGCGAACCAAGAGGAUCAGGAUGACCAGUUUCCAUGGCGUCCCGGCUAUUCGCAUCGAACAUACAGAUCUCCCGAUGGUCGCUGGACAUUUACUACGACCGCGACGAACCUGGGAGGGCGCAGCUUCGCCACCGGACAGGCUUCGAAUCAACAGAGGCAAAUGCCGAUUGAUCCGCUGAUGCCGGUCAUGCGCAGCUUGGAUACCAUCUUCCAGGGGCUGGCUGCGACUUAUCGCCAGGGCCAGAAUCAAAACCCGAACCAGAACCGGAGCCAGGAUAGAGACCACGGUGACAGCACCGGUCAAGCAAAUGGAUCAGACUCGGAUACGCAUCGCCUUCGGGAAGACUCGCCGGAAUUCACUCCCACCGACAGGUUGUUCCCAAGAGACGCAGAUGGUCCGCAGCCCAUGGCACCGCCUUUGGGCACUCUGGGCGAUAUCCUGGAAUUACUCCGCGCCGAUUUUGGAGGCAACACCACAGGGGGAGUCCGUGUCAUGACCGGUCCGAACCCUUUGGCCAUCCUCUCGACUCUCCUCAACGUUGAUCGACAUGGGGACGCCGUCUACUCCCAGGAGGAGCUGGACCGGGUCAUCUCCCAGUUGAUCGAUCAGAAUAUCAAUCGGACAGGGGCUCCGCCGGCCCCCGAAAGCGCCAUCCAGUCCCUACCGAAGAAGAAAGUCGACGAGGAGAUGCUGGGCCACGAAGGCAAAGCGGAGUGCUCCAUCUGCAUGGAAUCGGUCGAGGUCGGUACGGAGGUCACAGUCCUGCCCUGCAAGCACUGGUUCCACUACGCCUGCAUUGAGGCCUGGUUGACCCAGCACAACACUUGUCCACAUUGUCGUCGGGGGAUCGACUCUUCCAAUCAAACGGAGGGUACGAGUAGAAACCCAGUGGUCAUUGGCGACAGCCCUGAACCUAUUUCUCCUCAGCGUCGCCGUAGUAGUGUGCAGCAGCAGCAGCAGCCGCCGCACAGCGGGCAGCCUGCAACAUGGUCUGAACAGCAAUCCUGGAACAACCCACAAGCACAUACCUCGGAAACAGACGAGCAAGGCCAACAACACUCCAGUCACAGCGACGGCGGUGGCGGCUUUGCUGGAUGGGUCAGGAGCCAUUUUGGAGGCAAUCAGUCAUGA
Messenger RNA from Aspergillus clavatus NRRL 1, 1356 nucleotides. RefSeq names its product putative RING finger domain protein. Bases 1 to 1356 code for a protein of 451 amino acids. The record is from RefSeq and is a predicted model, not a curated record. NCBI's taxonomy places the organism in Eukaryota, Fungi, Ascomycota, Eurotiomycetes, Eurotiales, Aspergillaceae. The transcript has 4 exons.